AAACCAUCUGCCUCGGAACCGGGACGGUCUUUUCUAUUCUCGGACCCGAAGGGUGGGGAGCCAGCCGAUUUGUCGCUGAUAUUUUCACCACCGAUCGGACAAAAUGAUCAUUUACAAGGACAUUGUCACUGGUGAUGAAAUGUUCAGCGACAUUUACAAAGUCAAAGAAUCUUCAAAUGGGAUUCUCUUCGAAGUUGAAGGAAAGAUGGUCAGCCGGACAGAUGAACUUGAUGAAUCCCUCUUUGGGUCCAAUGCCUCGGCUGAGGAGCAGACUGAAGCCUGUGAGGGUGCCACAGUCAGCGGUGUGGACAUAGUGCUCAACCAUAAACUGCAAGAGACCGCCUUCACGAAGCAGUCAUACAAGACCUACAUUAAGGAAUACAUGAAGCAGAUCAAGACGACUCUUGAAGAAAAAAACCCAGAGAGAGUGCAGCCCUUUGUGAAAGGAGCCCCGGACGAGAUCAAAAACAUCAUAGCAAACUUUGCCAAUUACCAGUUCUUCACAGGGGAAUCCAUGAACCCAGAAGGCAUGAUAGGCUUGCUUGACUACCGUCCCGAUGGCACCACCCCUUACAUGAUCUUUUUCAAGGAUGGUCUGGAGUUGGAGAAAUGCUAAUGACCUGGAACCACAUCUGCUUUUUGAUUGUCUGCUGCUUCUGAAUGGACCCAAAAGCCCAACUGGAAACCCAAAUGAUCCUUCUGCAUCCCAAGAAUGGAGACAUUCUUUUACAGUCCAUCAUGUAUUUGCAUAUUGUGGCCCUCAUUUCCAGAGACCGGCUGAAGAUAUGUGAUGAAUUGAUGAGUUCAUUUUCACAAUUUGUUUUUGGGAUACAUUUCCUGAGGUUGGCCUAAUGUCAGGAAUGAUCAUUAUAAAAUAGUCAGGAAAGUGAAAUAUCUAACUGCAGAAUGAGGCCCAGCACUUUUGCAUUUCUGUCAACAGUGCUCCACCUCGCUCAUUUUGAUUUUUUUCGUCAGGACACUUUUAACCAUUGUUGAUUAGGUUGGCUGUUUCAGACCUUUUGUUUGGUUCACGGUCGCGUUAAUGUCAUCUACCAUGAAAAGGCAGUGUAUGACUCCAGUUGAAAUUGUGACAAUAAAACCUGGUAACAUUU
Messenger RNA from Lampris incognitus (smalleye Pacific opah), 1112 nucleotides. Its product is annotated as translationally-controlled tumor protein homolog. The transcript has 6 exons. The record is from RefSeq and is a predicted model, not a curated record. NCBI's taxonomy places the organism in Eukaryota, Metazoa, Chordata, Actinopteri, Lampriformes, Lampridae. Gene Ontology annotation, cellular component: cytoplasm. Gene Ontology annotation, molecular function: calcium ion binding. The coding region runs from base 104 to 616 and encodes 170 amino acids.